Molecule: messenger RNA, 426 nt
Organism: Populus euphratica (Euphrates poplar)
Lineage: Eukaryota; Viridiplantae; Streptophyta; Magnoliopsida; Malpighiales; Salicaceae
Exons: 1
Coding region: 1-426 (141 amino acids)
Source: RefSeq, a predicted model, not a curated record
AUGGCUCUCAUACCUUCUUUCUUUCUCUUCCUCUCCUCCUCUUUAACCCUUGUAUUCUUCACGGGAGCGGGAGCACAAGGGAGAGCUCCUCAUGGCCUUGUUCAUGAGAACCCCGUGGCUUUCUCACCAUCUGCAGUUGAAUUCUUCCAUCCCAAAACACAGGAACCGAAUGUCAAGAGCCCAUGUGCUCCUUCAUUUAGUUGCUCACCAUUGCCUCUUGCAGCUCAAUUAGAGGCUACUGAUCAAGCACAAGAAAGUGAAAUAUCAACAUCCCAGAAAGGAGGGAAUCGACUGAGAGCUGGUGGAAUUGCUGGCAUUGUACUUGGUGUGGCAUUUGCAGUGCUUUUGACAAUGGGUGUCUACCAUGUAAUGGUCACACGCAAAGCCAACUUAAAUCGAGCCAAUUCUGUUCAAACUAAUGCUUGA